AUGGAUUUUUUUGAAGCACGUCUAGAUAGAAUUGAGGCACAGAGGUCAAUGGAUGUGUCUCAGGAACAAUGGAGACAAAGAUACACACCUUUGAAUCUGAUAAAGAGCAGCUUACGUACACUCAGAUCACGAGGUUUAAUUCAAACCGGUGGAGAAGACACGACACCACCUACAGAAGAUUCCGAAUCCUUGCCCGACUUCUUUAUCAAUGUUAGAUUGUCGGAUGUUUUCGACAUCCCUGGUGAAUAUGUGCAGAUGGAUGCAGAGAUGUUUAGUGCACUGAGUGAUGGGAACAAAGAGUGGCUGGAGAAAUUGAGAAACCAUGAAACGCCAAUGGCAUGUCUCAAAAGCCAUCGAGGAGAUUCUGUUCUCCACCUUGUUGCUGCUUGGGGUCAUGUUGAAGCAGUGAAGAUCAUUGUCUCUGAAUGUCCGUGUCUUCUAUUGGAACCAAACUCAAAGGACCAGCUUCCACUUCACGUAGCCGCUCAUGGUGGACACUUAGCAGUUGUUGAGGCUCUUAUUGCGACAGUGACAUUUGUUUCAGGUACACUGUCCGAAGAAAAGAGAGAGAUUCUGAAUCCAUAUGUUGUGAAGGAUAUAAAUGGAGAUACUGCUCUGCACUUAGCCUUGGAAAGACGCUAUAUGAAGACAGCUUCCUCUCUAGUGAAUGCCAACCAACAAGCUUCGUUUCUUGCGAAUAAAAACGGAAUAUCUCCCUUGUAUUUAGCAGUUGAAGUCGGAGAUGUGUCACUUGUAAAAGCAAUGUUGAAAAUUACAGAAGAAGAUGGCCCUGAAUGGAGAAACACAAAUCUUGCUUCACAGUUGGAAGGGAAAAAAUGUCUUGCCCACGCUGCUUUGAAGUCCAGGAGUAGAGAAACCCUUAAUGUUAUUCUUGAUGAAUUCCCAAGCCUUGUGGAUGAGCUAGAUGAAGAAGGAAGGAAUUGUCUUUUCAUUGGAGCAUCCAUUGGGUAUUAUGGAGGAGUAUGCAACCUCUUAGAUCGAUCCACGAAAUGUGUUUUUGUUUGUGACUAUGAUGGAUCUUUUCCAAUUCAUAAGGCUGUAGAGAAUGGUCAUAUGAGAGUCGUCAUAAAGAUUCUAGAUUGUUGUCCACAUUCAAAGCACCUGCUCAACAAAAAAGGUCAGAACAUUCUUCACAUUGCAUCUUAUACUGGGAUGAUUCAUAUUGUAAGACAUUUGAUGAAAAGUGGAGAAACUAACCAUCUGGCUAAUGAGCAAGAUGAGGAUGGGAAUACACCUCUGCAUCUAGCCACCAUAAAGUGGCGGCCUCGAGCUAUUUAUAGCCUUGCAGGGCCAAAAAACCUGUUGAGACAGAAUAAUGAGGGCUUAACAGCUCUGGAAAUUGCCGAGUUAAAUCUGCAGUCCUGUUACAUAUAUCGAGAGAGGUUGACACUGGCAGCCUUAGCACACAGUCACGCCGGAAGCGAUCCUGGAUUCAUGCAAACUCUAACAACACGAUCAGUUCCUUUGGACCGUAAGGGGAACAAAGAGUACAUCAACGCUCUUUCAAUGGUUGCAGCUCUUGUGGCAACUGUGACGUUUGCAGCUGGUUUUACAAUACCAGGCGGCUUUAAAAGCUCUGCUCCGCACUUGGGCAUGGCGGCUCUAGCAAGCAAUCCUCGUUUCAUAAUUUUUCUGAUAUUUGACAUCUUGGCGAUGCAAUUCUCACUUCUUGCAUUGGUUGCUCUAAUCUUGGCGCAGUCGGAGGAUCCUGCACUAUAUCACAAGUCCCUAAGAAUAGCUUUGCCAUCACUGUAUUACGCUCUAUAUUUCAUGGCGUUUGCAUUCUUUUUCGGCAUGGUUAUUGCAGCUGGGAAUCUUAUUGUGCUUAUCGUCGUUGAUUUUUAUAUAUGUUUCACCAUCUUUGCUGUGACGUUGUUUAUCUUUAUACCUCACGUGCUCCUUCAGGCACUUGGCAUUCGUGCUGUAUGUGGUCGCUUCUUUUUCUAUUUCGUGAGGUAUGCUGAUGACUAUGGAGAUGAAAGUUACCAGAGCUCUACUCAGAGGUCUGUGAAGAUCCCAAGAAAUGAUCAGGUCGACAUGCCAGACACUAGUUAA
Molecule: messenger RNA, 2076 nt
Organism: Eutrema salsugineum
Lineage: Eukaryota; Viridiplantae; Streptophyta; Magnoliopsida; Brassicales; Brassicaceae
Product: protein ACCELERATED CELL DEATH 6
Exons: 3
Coding region: 1-2076 (691 amino acids)
Cellular component (GO): plasma membrane
Molecular function (GO): protein phosphatase 1 binding; protein phosphatase regulator activity
Source: RefSeq, a predicted model, not a curated record